This is a messenger RNA of Gigantopelta aegis, 2133 nucleotides long. RefSeq names its product thioredoxin reductase 2, mitochondrial-like. Gene Ontology annotation, molecular function: glutathione-disulfide reductase (NADPH) activity; flavin adenine dinucleotide binding; thioredoxin-disulfide reductase (NADPH) activity. Lineage: Eukaryota; Metazoa; Mollusca; Gastropoda; Neomphalida; Peltospiridae. Bases 193 to 1758 code for a protein of 521 amino acids. The record is from RefSeq and is a predicted model, not a curated record. The transcript is spliced from 17 exons. Gene Ontology annotation, cellular component: mitochondrion; cytosol. Gene Ontology annotation, biological process: cellular response to oxidative stress; cell redox homeostasis; glutathione metabolic process.
UCUAAUUCACAAAGGUCUCUUAAGCUCUGUUAGACAACAAAGCAUCCUCUUUGCAAGUCUUUUAGCAUUACACUGCGAGAUCGCAAAGUUGCGAGAGUUUAGUGAAUUAGGCCCCGCUGGUCGUAUCCGAGCUGUUUCUUUGUUGCAGUAGUGCGUUCGUUAAACGGAGGAAUUCUUUGUAGAUAAUUGAAAAUGGCGGCGCCCAUGAGACGAUGGAUUGUUAGGAAACUGAUGUCUAGAUUCUUAAAAAGACCAAAACUAGACCAGAUUCAUUGCUGUUACUGCAACACUGCCAAGAAAAGGUAUGAUCUCGUGGUGAUUGGCGGUGGCUCUGGUGGACUGGCAUGUGCUAAAGAAGCUGCUGAAUUAGGCAAGAAGGUUGUUGUGCUGGAUUACGUAGCUCCUUCUACACAAGGUACCAAGUGGGGGCUUGGUGGGACAUGUGUCAAUGUAGGAUGUAUUCCCAAAAAGCUGAUGCACCAAGCUGCUUUACUAGGCCAGGCAAUAGAACAGUCGAGAGCUUUUGGCUGGAAUGUGCCUCCCGAAGUCCAGCAUUCAUGGGAAACUAUGUGCACUGCAGUACAAGGUCAUGUCAAAUCACUAAACUGGGGUCAUCGAGUGCAGCUACAAAGCAAAAAAGUGGACUACUUGAAUGCACAAGGAUCUCUGGUGGAUCAACACACAGUGAAAGCUGUCCAUGGAAAAGGCGAGGAAUAUUUGGAAACAGAUAAUAUUGUUGUUGCUGUUGGAGGCAGACCAAGACUUCCUUUUGAGGUUUCGGGAGUUUUACAACAUGCUAUUACCAGUGAUGAUAUUUUCUGGAUGAAAAAAUCACCUGGAAAAACGUUAGUUGUUGGUGCUAGUUAUAUUGCUUUAGAAUGUGCCGGAUUCCUCACAGGACUAGGUUUCGAUACAACUGUCAUGGUGCGAUCCAUUUUUCUGAGAAAUUUUGAUCAGCAACUGGCUAAUUUAUUAGCAGACUAUAUGGAGAAUGAAGGUACUCGAUUUAUCAAACAAUCCAUUCCCAUCAGCAUUGAUAAACUGUCCAGUGGACAACUGAAUGUGACCUACAGAGAUUCCACAGGGACCACACAUGAAGAGGUUUUUGAUACAGUCCUCAUUGCAACUGGACGCAAAGCUGAAACAGGAAAGUUGGGACUGGAAAAUAUUGGUGUUUCUCUGGACGCAGAGAGUUCAAAAGUGAUUGGAGGUCAUGGAGGUGAUACAGAGAGGAGCACGGUGCAACAUAUCUAUGCAGUAGGAGACGUCUUGCAUGGCAGACCUGAGCUGACACCUGUUGCCAUUAAAGCUGGGAAGUUACUGGCUCAUAGACUUUACAAUGGAAGCACUAUGCAAAUGAACUAUGAACAGAUUGCUACCACAAUUUUUACUCCAUUGGAGUAUGGCUGUGUCGGUAUUUCAGAGGAAACUGCAGUAGAGAAACACGGGGAAGAUAACAUUGAGGUGUAUCAUGCAUUCUAUAGACCACUGGAGUUUACAGUACCAAAUAAAGAUAGCUCUCAGUGCUAUAUCAAAGUUAUUUGUGAACGGGAACAUCCUUCAAAAAUUCUUGGUCUUCACCUGUUGGGGCCAAAUGCAGGGGAGAUAAUUCAGGGAUUCGCAGUGGCUAUCAAAGCUGGGUUGGAUUAUUCAACUCUGGUGAGCACUGUUGCAAUCCACCCGACCUGUGCUGAGGAGAUUGUCAAGAUUCACAUCACCAAGAGGUCCGGGCUGGAUCCGACAUCGACUGGAUGCUGAGGUUAAUCUCUGUCUCUGAACAUCAGAUCCUGGGCUCGAGAUUUAUUGCAGAAAAGUAAUUGUAGACUAUGAUAGAAACAAAAUUGAGAGGAGUGCUUAAUUGCUUCCCUUCAAUUUUGGGAGUCAUUUAAAAUAUCACCAUAUUGAUACCAUAUAAAUUCACAUGCUAAGGGGAGAUAAAAACUACUUUCCCUGAACAAAUCUCAGGAGAGCGAUAAGGAACAAGUUAUAGCUCACCUUAAACGGUGAGGUCUGUAAUUGUUAACAAAUAUAGCAGCUUAAGUGUCGAAUUCUUUUUUAAGAUUCAACAAAAUAAAGCAACAAUUAGUGAAAUUAAACCAAUGGUAAAAGAACAGAUAUUUGUUGAUGGAUGCA